This is a messenger RNA of Nasonia vitripennis (jewel wasp), 2776 nucleotides long. RefSeq names its product dehydrodolichyl diphosphate synthase complex subunit nus1 (gene Tango14). The record is from RefSeq and is a predicted model, not a curated record. Lineage: Eukaryota; Metazoa; Arthropoda; Insecta; Hymenoptera; Pteromalidae. Gene Ontology annotation, molecular function: ditrans,polycis-polyprenyl diphosphate synthase [(2E,6E)-farnesyl diphosphate specific] activity. The transcript is spliced from 3 exons. Bases 902 to 1735 code for a protein of 277 amino acids. Gene Ontology annotation, cellular component: endoplasmic reticulum membrane; dehydrodolichyl diphosphate synthase complex.
GAUACGCCGGGGCGGUAAGUGCCAAAAGGUACAUACUUCAAUAUACUUGAAACCAUUCUUUUUUCGUCCUUGGCAUUUUUUUUUUCGUUGUAUAUUUUUUAUGAGAAUUGAAUUUGAUGAAAGUGAAAUUUUGAAGUUAUACGGAUUUUUUUUUGCUUCUGACAUAUAUAGCAAUGGAGGCUGGGAUAUAGUAGUACUUCUAUCCCUUGUUCGUUAGUUACUUUCGUAAUUUUUGUUACAAUUCAGCGUUGAUGCAAAAAUAAGCAUACAUAUAAGUACUAAGUAGUACUUGAACAUAAUUGAAACUAAAUAAUUUUUAUCGCCUUUCAAAAUAUUCAACAUUUUUCAAAGAUUAAAAAAAAAAAAAAUUACAAAAUAAAUGGAAAAAUAUAACGUGCAAAACUUGCAAUACAAGUAUUUGUUAUUAUUUCAUUUAUUGAUUUUUCAAUUUAUGAAUUUUCAUGUUUGUCAAGUCUCGGAAACAUAAAAUAAUAACAAACUUAAAAGUAAAUUUGUUGAAAAUUUUUCUGUACGCAUUUUAAAUAAUGGCAUAAUUGCUAUAAUUAAUAACCCAGGAUAGAACAUUUAAUUUGUACACAAUUAUUAUUACGUGUAGCUGGACUAUUCACUAAAGCGAAUAAGUAGCUAGCAGACGAAAAGUAACCUCUAUACUCCAGUUGUCCAGAAUACUCGCAGGUACCUAUAUACCAUACAGGACAGGACCAAGUAUAGUAGCAUUUAGUAUAGCAACGAAGUGGCGUGUGUAUUUAGUCGGGCUGGAUGCCAAGACAGCUGUAGACGUGAAUUUCAUCUAGUAUUUACUUCAUCAUCUAAUUGUUAAUGUGGUUCUCCAGUAAUCAAGAACCCGAUCCUAUCGUGUUUAUCGAAAAACAAAUUUAACAUGUAUAUUGUUUUAUGGUUUUUAUUCAUUGUUGCACACUCGUUGUAUGAUUUCUUCGAGUUCAUAAAGAAGCAAUGUAAACAUUUAAGAUUGCGUAUAGAGCAACGUGGAUACUUGAAUAAAUUUUCCGACGAUUACUCGUUUUUAACGUCGAACAAUUGUCUGGCUACUGCCUCCAAGAUUCCAAGACAUUUAGCCAUUCUAUUAGGGCAAGAAGAAAUUUCUGUACUUGAUUUGAGACGACUUAUCAGCUGGUGUGCAAUUGCUGAAAUACCAUACAUUACCUUCUAUGAUCACAAAGGAAUUUUACAGAAAAGCCAAGAUCUUAUUCGUAGUAAAAUUGAUGAAUUAGAACCUCUUGCCAAACAAAAUGUAGAAUGGUCACAUAGUUUUGAUAGCACAACCAACAAUAAAAUUGUCGCAGAAAGGCAAAAAAAUAAAAGAAAUAGCUUGGCAACCAAUGCUAUCCAGUCGGAUGCAACAGAAUUAAUAAAUAUUCGUAAAUCCAAGUUACAAGUUUUGUCCUAUACGGAUGGAAAAGGCAAAAUUAUUGAAUUGACUAAAUUUUUAGCCAAAAAUAAUCAUGUAAAUGGAUUUGAAAAGCAUGAUGUAACUUCAGAAUUACUUGAUGAAAAAUUAAAUUUUGGCAUGGGUGUGCCAGAUCCAGAUCUUGCAAUAGUAUUUGGCAAAACUAUGUGCACUUAUGGAUUUUUACCAUGGCAAACUAGAGUAACUGAAUUUUUCACUAUACCCAGUCACCGUGAUAUAUCAUACAAAGAUUUUGUAGACACAAUAAUCAGAUUUAGUGAGUGCCAACAACGUUAUGGAAAGUAGUUUAGAAAAAAAUACUAAAGAACAGCUUGGGUUUCCCAUAAUAAACAAUUUAAUAAAAAAUUUAUUGAAUAGGAAAUACCAAGUGCUUCCAAGAUCCUGGAAUAUUAUGAAUGCAAUAUUAUAAUUUUCAGAAAUGUAAAUAUAAGUUGUAAAUAUUUUUUCAUGUGGCUUAAACAAAACAAAAUUCUUUAGUAAAAAAAUACACCUAUCUUUUUCAAUCAUUUAUACCGAGUUCGAGGAAAAUGAUAAGUUAUCAUAUUUCCUGUUACCUACUAUAACGUAAUUAGCAUGUUAAAAUAAAGUAAAAUUGAAACAGUUCAUGUAUGUAUAUAAAAGAACAGAAGUAAUGUUGGUAUUCAUUAAUUUAUUUUAUUUAUAGGAAUAAGUACAAGUAAAUAUAUUUUAUUACAGUUUUUGUGAAAGUUGGAAAACAAGAUUUAUUAUACAACUGUUACAACUGCAUUAUUUAAUGCAAUAUUUUUUAAUUACACUUUCCAUACUUUUUGACUAAUGACAUUAUGAAUUCAGAAACUUGAAAAAACUUGCUUUUAUUUCUGUUGCCUAUGUCACGGAAAAGAGUAGCAAACUAAUAGGCUGACCUGAAAAAGAAAACACAUUUUCAAACAAGGAUAACAGACCUCACACUAUUAUUACAGCCAUUUAGCAACAGCUAACUUUUAUCUACAGCUGAUUAAAUUAUAUGUAUGAUUUUUUUAAAACAAUUUCCAAAAAUGGCCAAAGUACUGUUUGUAGAAAGUCACAAAAUUACCAGAUAAAAUAAAUACAUUUUUUUCUUUUUAAUCAAAACUACCGUUAAACCAAAGAUUUAAAUAAUUCAAAUUUAAUCACUGGAUUAUUUACAGGAAUAAUUAAAAUAAAUUACAUUAACAAUGAUCAUCGUAAUUAUAAUGAUGAUAACAAUGAUGAGAACAACAAUUUUACAAGAGGUUUCAUUUGAUUUGUUAACAUUCAUAAUAAAAUUAUAAACGGCACAAUUUGUAUAGACUUGCACUCGUAAUAAAACAGUUUACUUUGAAAAAA